Caenorhabditis remanei is the source of this 618-nucleotide messenger RNA. RefSeq lists its product as uncharacterized. The transcript is spliced from 6 exons. The record is from RefSeq and is a predicted model, not a curated record. Bases 1 to 618 code for a protein of 205 amino acids. NCBI's taxonomy places the organism in Eukaryota, Metazoa, Nematoda, Chromadorea, Rhabditida, Rhabditidae.
AUGCAAGGAAAUCCCUAUCUAAACUAUCAAGGAGCAUUUGGAAACCUCACAGAAACUGAUAAAAAGCAGCACUGCAGUUUAAGGAUACAGACAUGGGUCUACAUUCACAGUGGAAUCAGUAUCGUCACAUCACUUCUAGGAAUCACACUGGGCUCAAUUUUACUUGUGAGAACGGAAUGGCACGAGAAACUUUUCCUGUAUAGACUGACACUUGCUUAUCUUCGUAGAUCCGAUCCGAGUAAGUACUGGAUAGUCUAUCGGGUAUUCUUUGGUGUCUGGAUAGCGGUACAUUCAUUGCAUUUGGUUACGAUUGUCCUGACAGUUAUAGGAGUUCAUAAGACAAAUUUGAAGCUUCUGAAACCUCAACUUUUUGUUCUUGUUUUUCAAAUUGGCCUCUUCAUAUUGGGUAUUUCAAGUCUUUUUGUGUACAGUAUGACCGGCACUCGCGUGGCAUGGCUUGCCUUGUUCGUUGUAUUGUUUCAUACUUUAUUUGCGAGCACAAAUCUAUAUCUCCUUGCAAAAUUCCACAGGUUUUUAGACGAGAAACUAAUGAUUUUGAGGGACAUUUUGAGUGCGCAAGCAAAAUCAGUUCACUUCAAGGACGACUCCUCGUUUUAA